Messenger RNA from Centropristis striata (black sea bass), 5823 nucleotides. RefSeq names its product protein phosphatase 1 regulatory subunit 9A-like A (gene ppp1r9ala). Gene Ontology annotation, cellular component: postsynaptic density; cytoplasm; dendrite. The transcript has 20 exons. Lineage: Eukaryota; Metazoa; Chordata; Actinopteri; Perciformes; Serranidae. The coding region runs from base 298 to 4713 and encodes 1471 amino acids. Gene Ontology annotation, biological process: neuron projection development; calcium-mediated signaling; actin filament organization. The record is from RefSeq and is a predicted model, not a curated record. Gene Ontology annotation, molecular function: actin filament binding.
GAGGAGGCAGGAAAACGCUGCUGGAGCGGGGAACGAUGGCGGUGAGCAAGGAGAAGGGACAAGUUUGAUACGGAAAACUGGGACAUUGUGGGCCAUCUUUCGGCGCCUAACACGAUGAAGCAAGUUGCAGAUGACUUCGCAGUGAGUGUUUAGUUAGGACAACUGUACUCCAAAUAAGUUCCGCCGGACCCAUGGCACUGCUGGCGUAAAGUCGAGGGAUAAUAGUGUACCAACAAGCAGCAUCAAUCUCUCCAAAACCGGCUUUUCUAAUUGGGCUGCAGUCGUAAACAAGCAACAAUGAUCAAAGCGGAAAGCAAAGGAGGUGAGAGGACCCUGAGGAGCGCAUCCCCUCACAGAAAUGCAUACAAGUCUGAUUUCCACGCCAUUAAGUGCUCCUUUGAUGGAUCAAAAUCCGAAGGCGACGCCAAAUCAUAUGCAAAUGGUUCCAGUGACACCCGGGAGGACUCAAGGGGGAGGCCUUUUGGGACCAGAGUGAACAAGAUAAAGAACAUAUUCCUACAGAUGGAUGGCCAGCAACAGGAGUGUCAAGAGGGGAAAGUGACUGUAAAGCCUGAUGUGUCCCCGGUGUCCCCACAGAAGCUGCAAUUUCCAGUCAACACCCACAGAGUUAACGUCAACAGUGCCACAAGCCCAGAAUUACAAAAUUUGGAUAAAACACCCAAGGGGGAAGAUGUUGAGAUUGACAAAGUGGCUCUGGCAGAGAAGUUUUCUGUGACAAGAAAACUCUUUGAAAGGGGCAUCAAAGAACAGCCUGCAGCUGAAAAACAGUCUCCAAACAGAGUAGUAACUCGUUUGUCCCUCGGAAGUGCCUCUGAUGAGGGGAAAAGCACGAGGCGAGUAUCAGGAUCCUCUGAGACUAUCAAAUCAGAGCAAACCCCUCCAUCAAUUAAAUGUCAACCGGAUGAGAAGGCUGAUAGUGAGAAAAAGCAUGCGUCUAGAGUGUCGCUGAAUGCAGGACCCAUGUCCAAAAGGUUGGAGAAUUACAUGGCAGAGAAUGACUCUGAAGACAACACAGCUGCUAUAAAGGGAGGAACAGUGUCUGCUAAACAGCAAAGUACCACUGAACACUUGCAGCCUUCCUCUCCAAAAAGGGACAACUUGCACAAAACUACUUCUCCUGUUAAAGAAGCCACUAACUCCACCCCUUUGACUGAUGCCACUAACAAAAAUGCAUCCCAGACAGCCAGCAAACCAACUUUGUUGGGUUCGAGUGUUAAACCAACAUUUCCAGUUACCAAUGCAGCAUACAAAUCUAAUUCUCCAACAACUGACGCCACUCACAAACCCCUUUCACCAGAGCAAAGAACUCCGGUUAGCCAUGGCUACAAGCACUCAUCAUCAUCCGGUGAUGGAUUUAGCAGGACAUCUGUUGGUGGGGAUGAAGGCAAGCCACAUAGUCCGCCCCCAGGGGAUGUGAAGCAGCCUCUUCCAUCAGCUGGUGGGUUACAGAACACCAACAGGGCUAAGUACCCUGAAAAAGCCAGGAGUAAUGACAGUGUGAUACACAGACCUACCAGGGACAAGCCAUCCAACCAGGCCUCAUCACUGAACUCCAGUGGGGUUGGUGUGGUACGAGCAGAGCUGGUAGUGGUUCAGAAUGAGUCCUCUGAGAGUGAGGAGAACGAGGAUGGGAACACUGAAGAUAAUGUGUUUGAGGAACAGAAGGUGCAAAGCCCCAAAGACGACCUAUUAACGAACCUGAAAAUAACCGCUCCAGCAGAAAAACAGAACUGUAACCCUGCACAUCAUGUUUUAGUGAGAGAUGACGCAAAAGAGACACAAAGGAUAACAGAGACUGUGGGUGAAGGUAGAGUCUUGGAGGAUAGCGAGCAAUUUGUUUUGAAAAGGGAGAGACAGGAAGACAUUUCAGUUUUGAGUCAAGAUGGCGAUGAUAAUCGUGAGGAAGAUGAUGAGGUAGCAGAGGAGGAGAGUGAGCUAGAGGAGCAGGUGGACCAGAGCAUCCUGGAUAGAUCCUCACCAGUGGUGUACGGUAUUGAGAAUGCAGCAUUUGUGGAUGACAGAGAUGUAGACCAGGUCCUCAGGGAAGAAGAGGAAGAAGAAGAAGAAGAGGAGGAAGAGGAAGAAGAAGAAGAGGAGGAGGAGGAAGAUGAUCAAAUGUAUAGGGAUUAUGACUGUUAUGAGACCACUGGUUUGUCUGAUGAGGAGGAUCCUCCCGCAAAGAGGAAAAUCAAGUUCUCCACAGGCCCCAUUCAGGUCUUCAGUACCUUCUCCAAUGAAGAAUAUGAUCGGCGCAACGAUGAUGUGGAUCCAGUCGCAGCGUCUGCAGAGUACGAGCUGGAGAAGAGAGUUGAGAAGAUGGAUGUGUUCCCUGUGGAGAUCGAGAAAGGAGACAAUGGACUUGGCAUCAGUAUCAUAGGAAUGGGAGUGGGCGCUGACCAGGGUCUUGAGAAGCUGGGCAUUUUUGUGAAAACCAUAACCGAGCGAGGAGCAGCUGAGAACGAUGGACGCAUACAGGUGAAUGACCAGAUAGUGGAGGUGGAUGGUAUCAGCCUGGUGGGCGUCACUCAACUGUUUGCUGCAACAGUCCUGAAGAACACCAAAGGCACUGUGAGGUUCCAGAUUGGACGGGAGAAACCAGGGACACAAAGCGAGGUAGCCCGACUCAUUAGCGAGACACUAGAGCAAGAGAAGAACCAGCAGCAACAGCAACAACACCUGGAUGAUCCCUUCGAACACUCUACAGAGGAGGAGGAGCGAUAUGAGGACGAGGACGGAGGGGAUGAGAGAAUUUUGUGCUCCAAUUUCUCUCCAGGGCCGAACGCAGAGCUGUAUGAGCUUCCUGAUUCAGAGUCUCUCUUUAUGCCGACUAACAUGGACAGCUCUCAGAUGGUCUUCAAGUUUAAAGAGCUGCAGCUCAAACACAGCGUUGCUACAGCUGAAAUUAAUCAACUGAAGGAAAAGCUAAGGGCAUCUGAGGAGGACAGGUCAUUAUGGGAAGCCAGGGAGUCUGCGCUGGAUCUGAAGAUCGAGGAUAACAACGAAAAAAUCCUGAAGUUGGAGAGUUACUGGCUGGAAGCCCAAGCUCUGUGUAAGACUGUGAAUGAACAAUUAGCUGAGACUCAGGCCCAGCACGAGACCCUGGACAAGAAGUACAACAAGGCCAAGAAACUGCUCAAGGACUACCAGCAGAAAGAAAUAGACUUUGUGAAGAAAGAGGAGGAGCUGAAAAAGAUCCUAGAUGAAAAAGACAAGUGGUACAAGGAGCAGCUGGAAACCUUACAAAACAGAAUAACUGUCCUGGAGUCCAGAGGGGGCUCCGAUGUGGAGCGUCAGAGUGUCCUGCACCCAGCAGCAGACGAGAGAUUAAUUGGCCAAGACUCAGUUACCAACACACAAUCUGUUGACUCGCUACUUGAACAAGACUGGAGUGAGUUAGUCCCUGAGACUGAGCGCUUGGACACCAGCGCACACAAAGCAAAAUGCCUGCUGGCUCAGAAGGCCAAACGUCAGCCUCCGUCUCGGAACAAACUGAAGGAGAGCCUCGCAGUGGCCUCGAGUCACUCUCAGGAAACCGAAGAAGAGGAGGAGCAGGAGGAGCAGGAAUCUCCCAGGAGGAGGAGGUCCAUCCAAGAGAGCCUGUCCCUCCCCGUGCCUGUCUGCUAUCCUGGGAAUGGACAGAAAGAUGAUCCAGGAGAGAGCAGAGAUGGAUCCAGGUGUAAAGCAGAGCUCUCCAGCAGCCCGUCUCUGUCCCCAUCACAGGGAGACAGUAUUGAAAGCAGUGGAAGUCCUUCUUUGUCUCCUCCAAAAGAAGCAUCGUCACCACAUUCCCCCUCUGGGUUCAUGCGCAAUGUCAAGAAGAGGGAGUCAAAAGGAAAGAGCUCAAAAGAGGAGCUAAAUGAGUCCUCAUCAGCCGGAAAACCUAAAAGAAGAUUUCCAGACUUUGGAGGCCUGCGAAAGUCAGGUGGCAAAGGAAAGAAACAAGGGGACAAGGAGGCAAUGAGAGCAUCUUUGGACAGCAGGGGAUCAGCAGAGUUACUGGAGGAGUCUGGAGGGAACCUGUCUCCUGCAGAUUCAAUGACCUCCAUCCCCACCUGUAUGCCCUUCUCCUGGUUUGGAGACAAAGAAAGGGACAGAGACAGAGAGCCCUCAUCGUCCAGCAGCAGUCUGCCGUACGCUGCAACUGAGACCAGCAGUGAACAAAGCCAGGACCGGAAGAAUAAGACGAAUCUCUCCUGGUCCUCUUUAUUCAGUCGCUCAUUAGAUUUGAGUUUUUCAGUCAUAGAUGAUUCUAACCCUGCCAGUCCCAGUUCAGACAUCUCUGGGUUAGUUGCUGAACCCAAUCUGUCUGGGCGCUCACACACUUUAAUCUUCUCUUCCAGCGAGACUUUGGAUGAUGAGCCGGUAGCUACAGGGAAAGAGUAUCAGUGGCAGAACCGGCCUGUCUCUGAAUGGACCAAUCAACAGGUCUGUCACUGGUUGAUGGGCAUGAAUAUGGACCAAUACACACCUGAAUUCACAGCGAAGGGCGUGGACGGCCAGCAGCUCUUGUACUUGGACAGUGACAAGUUGAAGGCACUCGGUGUGACGAGUCAGAGCGACCGUUCAACUAUCAAGAAAAAGCUGAAGGACAUGCGUAAGGCCCAGGAGAAGCUGGAGAAACAGAGAGAGAAAAAAGAGAAGGAGGUCAGACGCAGCGGGAGACUGCCACUCAGCAGCGACUCUGUCUGCUGAGGCAGCAGCUCCGUGUUCAUAAAGUUCAUGACUAACAGAACGCUGAGCAACUCUUUUUUUUAAUACUUUUGGUGCCAUGACGUUCAUGUCAAAUGGCGUUAACGCCAACAACCGCAGAACACGACUGCCAGGAGUUUAUCCUGUGCUGACUGAGGUGCCAGUUGUGGUUUCUGUUCAUUUGGUAGCUCCUGACGCUCUCCUCAUCACUGUUUCUCACGAAUGUUUUAACAAACUUCAGCUCAAACCAUUUUAACUGAAAGAUGGGGAAUGUCUAAAAGUUGUGUAUGUGACCAAAAAGGAAUCCUGACAUUUUUUUUACCACUAAAAAGCUUGAAGCUAUGGUUAUGAAAUUAAAAAGUCUGUUAUCAGAUUUAAUGUAGUAGUUGCAGAUCAUGCACACAUUUACCAAUGGAAGUCAAAUGUAUACUGCUUUUUCAGCAUUUUAUAUUUUUGCUAGUAUAACUUGCCUGUUUCCACAUACAACUCUUCUGCAGGAACGGUUAUUGUACAGUUCAGAUAUAAAAGCACUAUAUUUGUCUUUUAAGCUUCAACGGGCGACAAGGUUUUAAAUGUAUAAAUGAGUUUUAUACAUGUGCUUAUUAACUGCAUAUCUUUUUUUACGUAAAUACCAUUGUUCAUUUUAUACUAUCUAAAUUUUUCUACUAAGUAGAAUAGCUCGGGCCGCCGUUUUUGCUGAAUGAAAAGCAACAAACAAAAUCAAGUAGGGGCGAGAUGAAUGCUGCUUCUGCUGUCCCUGACUCCUGCUGUGUGUGGCUGAGAUGGUACCAUGACGCUCCAUGUAAAUACACACAGCAUGCAGGUCCGCUUCACACACACACACACACACCUCACCGUCCAAGAGGCGGUCAGGUGUGCCAAUGACAAGGACUCGUGUGAGUCGGGAGCACAGCGUCGUGUAUGAAUGUGAGGCUGAACCAUGAGUUGUUCACAGCCAAACGCAAGUGCUUCCUUUCUUCUUCUCACGCAUGACUCCAUGUUCUGUAUCCAAUACGACAUGCUGGACUGCAAGAAAAUCAUGUUUUCUACGUUUUCUGAAUCUGAGAAACAUUUCUUGGUACAUACGGCAUCAAUAAACUAAUUUUCACUUUA